This is a messenger RNA of Rhagoletis pomonella (apple maggot), 552 nucleotides long. RefSeq lists its product as uncharacterized. The record is from RefSeq and is a predicted model, not a curated record. Lineage: Eukaryota; Metazoa; Arthropoda; Insecta; Diptera; Tephritidae.
UUUUUUACGAUUUAACAUUGCUCAUUGGCGUUACUAUAAUUUAAGGCUUUACCUUAUCAAAACAUGUCGCAUUUAAACAAGUAGUCAUCUGCUUCAUACACCCAACAAUUAAUGAAUUCUUUUUUAAAAGUCAGUUACAUUUUCUUUGGGAAGAGGGUAAGUAUUUCAAAUGAACUACGUAAGUAUGUAAUCUACACUUUGUUCUGUCCACACUUUCGUAUAAAACUGAGCGCUUGGCCUUGUUGUACUUUUAGUAUAUUUUCAGCGUUCGAGCAGUUAUUAAGAAAUUAAAUUUCGAAAUACAAAUUACACACCGUUAGCAAAAAUAAAAACACGCAUUGCAAAACUCAUUAUGCCCACAAAAUCAGUGCAAAAGUGGAUGUCCGAUGAAAUGGAGCGGUUAUCAAUUAAAUUUGCGCGCUAUAAGCCCAGCUGUAAUGGCUAUAAUCGCAUACAGCCAGUGCUGUUGUCGCGUAGUGUCACCCAAAUGUUGAACAAUCCAUUGCCAGUUGAAGAUCAAAUAGGCACCACUAUGAUGACGAGCCAACAGCU